AAGAAGAAAUGGAAGUCGACAGCUCAGCUGCUCACGUUGCCUUAACCAGAACUCUCCCUCUCUCAUAGAGUAUUUGCAGUGUGUCUUUACCUGGGAGAGGUAGACUACAGCAUUCUUAUUAGUCGUUGACCAGAGGUGUCUACAACAUUAAGAUCAGAUGGCAAUUCUGUAACUUAGCAUGCACUGCACGCUAAUGGAAUCGUUUUAGUUAACCAACAAGCUAGCGUGGACUGUUACUUCUGGUUAAUGCUGUCGUCAGUGAAAUAGCAGCUAACGCAGGAAGCUCGACAUACAAAACUCUAGCUAAGUACCAAACUAUUUCUGGUAUCUAAACUGCAUCUCUUACUGGGAUCAAGUCACCUAUCGUGUAAAGGUACCGACCAUGGCCUCGCGAGCUGGCCCACGAGCAACUGGGACGGAUGGAAGUGACUUCCAGCACCGGGAGCGAGUCGCCUCGCACUAUCAAAUGAGUGUGGCACUGAAAUCUGAGAUCCGCAAGCUGAACAUUGUCCAUGUGAUCAUCUGGCUGCUGAUAUUGGCUCAGGUGACGGUGAGCCAGCUGAACCUGGUCUCGCACGACGUGGUGGCCAGCCCUUACAACUGGGAGUACCCUUAUCUCCUCAGCCUCUUCCCCACCAUCUUCAGCUUCAUGGCCAUGCCCCGCAAUAACAUCAGCUACCUGGUCAUCUCCAUGAUCAGUGCCGGGCUCUUCUGCAUCGCGCCCAUGAUAUAUGGAGGCAUGGAGAUGUUCCCGGUGGCCCAGCAGCUCUACCGCCACGGCAAGGCCUACCGCUUCAUCUUCGGCUUUUCGGCCGUGUCCGUCAUGUACCUGGUGAUGGUCAUCGCCGUGCAAGUGCACGCCUGGCAGAUCUAUUACAGUAAACAGCUGUUGGAUUCCUGGUUCACCUCCACGCAAGACAAAAAGAAGAAAUAGACUGACACAACAGACCUUUUUUAAGGAUUGGACAGGAUGUGGUCAUUUCAACUUGUCAAUCAGUUAUCCCUCUCCCACUGAUGCUAGUAUUUUUUAAUAUGUUUCAUCACGGCCAUGCUUAAGAGUUUAGAAUUGCUCUGCACUGUUUGACGAAACAAGGUGUACUGUCUCUGUCCCUGUCUAAAAGUCUUACUCCCAUCAUCUCAUUGCCCAGCCUGGGACAAAGAUUAAGAUGCGCCAAUUACAGACUGUCUUUGGUUUCACCUUCUUGGCUUAAGCUCGACCUGCUUGCCUCUUGAUCUGCUCUCUCCAUUCCUGACGGCUUAUCUGCUCACUGUCUGUAAUCUGUCCGUUUGGCGGAUGCCUUUAUGUCUCGUUGGCCAGAGGUAGGAUAGGGUAGGGAUUUUCCUUGGCCAAACCACACCUGAUAAGCAGUGAGGGGAAGUGCAAUUAGGAUCUGUCUGUGCCACAAUGUGUCCACUCUGCGCCUCAUUCCCAAACACACACACACACACACACACACACUGUUUUUUUCCCUGUUGCCUGUCUCCUAACUUAAUUUAAUUGGUAAUAAAUUCUGGACUGAAAAAAUA
This is a messenger RNA of Sardina pilchardus (European sardine), 1527 nucleotides long. RefSeq names its product protein jagunal homolog 1-B. Gene Ontology annotation, cellular component: endoplasmic reticulum membrane. The transcript is spliced from 3 exons. The record is from RefSeq and is a predicted model, not a curated record. Gene Ontology annotation, biological process: granulocyte colony-stimulating factor signaling pathway; endoplasmic reticulum organization; vesicle-mediated transport. Bases 383 to 934 code for a protein of 183 amino acids. NCBI's taxonomy places the organism in Eukaryota, Metazoa, Chordata, Actinopteri, Clupeiformes, Clupeidae.